AUGGAAUUCCUCAGGAAGAAGCUUAAUCCCCGUGGUAUUCAUCAGGCCUCAGCUCCCUGCCAGCUGGUUCCGAUUUCUUUCUUUCUGCCAAUUUUUUGGAUUCAUCUCAUCUCUUGUAUUCUCUUGGUGAUCGGGAAAUCUUUGCUCGGCAUCUCUCACUCUCUCUCUCUCUCUGCCUGCGUGGGCAUGUGAUCAGAAUCCUCGUCGUAUUGUUCCGCGGCUAGAUCGUGAUCGGGGAAUUCUUCCCUUCCUCCUCCUUUCCCUCUUGUGUAGCGUCCUGUUCACGUUCUUUCUUCAGUUUCCUGUCGAGCAAUUCCGAUCAAACGAAAAAUGAAAAUUUCUCACGUCUGCGGCUGGAAUUUUCUCGCUUCCCUAAUUUCGAAUUCCUCGCUCGCCGCUGGAAUUCUCUUAUGCUUCCCUAUUUUCUUUCCACAUAUGCAUCCAUGCUUAUUUACGCCACAGAUUCCGCGUUUAUACUAGCUCUUAGAUUUUUCCCUCAGGCAGGUACAACUCGCACAGCUUCAUCAGGCUCCGCCUUCUCUAUCUGACUACGGCUGACCCCUUCCUCACCCGUUUCAUUGCAGAGGCGUUCAGAGAAAGCAAGCGAGAGAUGACGAAGGCAGCGAGAGGUAUCUCCAAUCAAUCCGUAUUACAUUUUUUAAAUCCACGUUCCGUUCGAGAAGACUCCGAUUUCAUCCGUAUCUGAUCGCAAACUGUCUGUCGAUCAUUGACGACGGAGGACCGUACCCGGAGCAACCUCCAAUGGAUGUCGCUGUACGGAUAUUGCGUGUUUUGUCUGUAAUCUAUUCCAUCUCUUAAAUUCGCUGAGUCACGGACACUGGAGGACAUGCGAUUCCAUCCAUCGUCUCUCGCGGUGCGCUGGUUUGAACCCUGAUGCGAAGCUUUUUUGCUUUCUUUUUCGAUCCAUCUAGUGAUAAUUAUGCGUCCACAUGAGAACCAGAAACGUCCGCUUAGGGGCGUCAUGCUCGUCCUAGAGAACGGAAAUGAUGCUUAUCUAGCAAUCCAUUCAGCAGAUCGGCAAGCUCGUUCCCACGCUCACCAUCGCUCUCUUCUUUCGAUUGUGUUUUCAGGUUUGGAGCGGGAGAUCGGAACUCUGCAAUCGGAAGUGCGUUUUUCCCCCCUCUUUACACCUCUUUCGCAUUCAAUGGAGUAACAGCCAGUGUGUCCGGAGUUGGUCCCUCAGAGAGACCAGCUUCUUCUUCUUCUUCUUCUUCUUCUUGGCACACAUCGAAUGAACUAUGUUCUUAUCCGCCAACAUUCUUAUCUCGUGAGGCCUUGGCCAGAUCUCCUGCCAUCGCAGCUACCUUCGAUCGACCCUUGUUGAUAGAUAGUUGAUGUUAGGCAGAUGGGUGGUCGAAAAACUCUGCCGAUUAUCAGAUUAAUCGGCCAAGUGUUCGACAUGAGGAUGUUGAUGAUGAGUUAUAUUUCUCUAAUUUGCAUAUACCAUCACAGUCAUGUGGUGUUCGAAUUGAUUGAUGAGAGUUGAUAACUACUGGAGAAAUUACUCAUGGUUGGUCUAACGACAGAUAUAUAAUUUAUUUAUUUAUUCUGACAGGAGAAAAAGCUCAUUGCCGAGAUAAAGAGGACCGCAAAACCUGGAAAUGAGGUGGCUCAGAGAUCUCCAUCGUCACAAUUAAAAUAUUUAAUCAUUUUCCAUCUAUCCCAUUUUUCCUUGUUUCAUUUUUGGGUAUGGGACUAUUCGUGUGCCUGAAGAAAAGCUCUGUCUUGUGCAGGCUGCAACCAGAAAUCAAUGCCGUCAGCUCGUCACGCUAAGGCAAGGGAUAGCCAAAUUGCAACGUAGUCGAGAUCAAAUCCGAGGCGUUGCGACUCGCACACAGGUAAAAAGUGCAUUUCUUCCUCCACAGUCGCUAGUUGGAAUAGCUCUGUCAUUCCGGUUUGCUUUUACGAUUGCAGGCUAUGCAUGCCAGCACUGCCGUGGCUGUUGCCAUGAAGAGUGCAGCUAAGGCAAUGGGAAUUAUAAAUAAGGUAUGAUUUUCACCACUUGUGACUUUAAUCCUUCUGUAAGUGUAUCUUUUGCGAUUUGAAUGACAUUUUUUCAUGCCACCUAUUCAACGGGAUGCUCCCAUUUUGUCAACUAAACUUCUCGAGUUGAAUAACUUGGGAGUUUUGUUCCAGUAUGAUUUUUUCUUUAACCAUACAGAUCUGCUUGCAGAAAAUGGAGCCAGAAAAGCAAAUCAAGGUGAUGCAAGAAUUUCAGAGGCAGUCAGCUCAACUGGAUAUGAUGGUACGUAAUUCCUACCUUUUCUUAAAUGAAUCGCAUGACACUGAAUAGAUGAUGAUGAUAAGAGUAAUAAUAGUAUUAACUAUGAUCAUAGGUUGGGUAAAGAAAAUUUAAAUGCGCCUUAUUUUGACAAUAUGGUAUUUAAUUUAAAAAACUGAAAUUUUAAUAUAGCCUUCAGACCUGUGAGAAUUAAAUCUCCUGGAAUCCACUCUGAGAAGCUUCUGUCGUUGUUCAACAACGAAUAUGGCAUAAUUUUAUGCGUAUUGAUGGAUGAUUUAUCCAGCGCCGACCAGAGAGCAUAUGAUAUGCCUCAUCACACGCUAAAAAACUUCUUUUGAAAUUCAUACAUAAGUUUAUUGGCAGAACGACUAAUCAUAUAUAAAUGCUAACAAAGAUUAUUCGGCUUGCAUUAAUGUAUCAGAGUGAGAUGAUAUCAGACUCAAUUGAUGAUGCCCUGGAUACUGAUGAGACUGAAGAAGAGGCUGAAGACUUGACCAAUCAGGUAUAUGGCCAGUUCAGAAUCUUAUUCGGUUGGAAUUCAUCAACUUUUAAUCACAUGAUAGUUUAUUCACUCAUCAAUUUCUCAACGUAUCUUGUUUUUGUAUUUUUUUUCUCUGAUCUUUUCGCAGGUGCUUGAUGAAAUUGGAAUUGACAUAUCAUCUCAGGUUAACCUUCCAAACCGUUUUCAUAUAAGCAUUUUUUCUUUUUUUUCUUUUUUUGUUGCUAAGCCGGUAGUUGAAAUUCUUGAUAGUUAUCCUCCGCACCAAAAGGAAGAAUUGCAGCAAAGAAGAUUGAUGACGCUGGAAGGUAUUACCUACCUUUUUAUUUCUUCACUUAUUUUGAUUUCAUUUUAUCUUUUUUUUCUACGUGCUCAUUAUAAUAUGUGAGUUGAUUGCUUUUUAUUCCCUUCUCUCGUCGUACUUUUCUUAAAAGAAUACCGAGGUUCUGUCAAGUAUCCAUGACAAACAUAACUAAAGUCAUCAUUGUUUACAUGGUGGAUUUAACGAAGAAAUAACGAAAUCAGUACCACUGAAGGGCGAAUAAAGGUUAAAUGAGAAAAAGGCAAUGCUGUGUGUUUUUGAUUUAUGAAGAAUGAAAGAAAGAAUGUCCAUACUCCUGUUGAACAAUGCAUUUCCAACUGUCCACUGCUUUUAAUCAUGAGAACUGGGCAUCUAUAUCUUCGAGUUGACAGUGCAGUUUUUUCUGCCAUCUGUGUUGUGAUUUCGUGCUUUCUUUGUCAACUUUGAAAUAGUUAUCCUUCUCUGAGAUAAUAUCAAAUUGAAAUAAACUUAUGAAUAUUUUACACACAAAAACCACCUGUCGCAAGCUCAAAAAUUGUAAGAGAAUUAUCACCACUUGAUAUCUGCCAGUGGAUUAUAGAACAGAUUCAACACUUGAUAACUGAUCGGAAGGACCUCGUGAAAUUUUUGUGUGGUUUGCCCACAAAUAAACUAUGCCAUCAGCUCCCUCCCAGUAUAUUUGUGUGGUUUAUAUUUUUGAAUGGGGGGGUUAUGGCUUCUCGCUGAUGAUUACCCCAUCAACUGUCAGUGAUUUCUGAAUAUGUUUCUGACUAUUCCCGAUGAGCGUUCUUGAUGUUGGCUUUGGAACCUACCUCUCUGCCGGUUAUCAUGAAUGCUUGUCUAACGCCCUGUUCAUCCUCGUCUUUCUUCCCCACCAAUCAAUCUGUCAUGUGGGCUUCAUUGAUCUGGGCCAUUUGAAAACAUUUCAGUUCAGAGGUGGACGAGCUUGGAAAGAGGCUGACGGCGCUCAGAAACCCUUGA
Messenger RNA from Spirodela intermedia, 4044 nucleotides. The record is from the annotation of a GenBank genome assembly. NCBI's taxonomy places the organism in Eukaryota, Viridiplantae, Streptophyta, Magnoliopsida, Alismatales, Araceae.